Oryzias latipes (Japanese medaka) is the source of this 1940-nucleotide messenger RNA. RefSeq names its product complexin 2a (gene cplx2a). Lineage: Eukaryota; Metazoa; Chordata; Actinopteri; Beloniformes; Adrianichthyidae. Gene Ontology annotation, cellular component: terminal bouton; SNARE complex. Gene Ontology annotation, biological process: regulation of neurotransmitter secretion; neurotransmitter transport; synaptic vesicle exocytosis. The record is from RefSeq and is a predicted model, not a curated record. Gene Ontology annotation, molecular function: syntaxin binding.
UCUUCCUCCCCUUCCUCCUCCCUCUCCCUCGUACUGCAGCCUGACUUUGACACAGCCGGCAUGUCUGCACACAGAGCCGCGCAGUGACGCACAGAAGACGACACGACCCGCUCCUGCACGCGCACAACUCUUGUUUUGCUUCUGUGCGCAGAGACGAGGACACGAGUGGAAAAGCUGCGAGUGGAGGCGUCUGUUCCAGGAAAACUACCAGCAGGUCUGUCCACAGAAACAGGAGACCCCAGAAGUGCUUCAUCAUGAAUUUUAUAAUGAAAGCUGCGAUGGGAGGAGGCCCCCCGGAUGUGGGCAAGAUGCUUGGGGGGGAAGAAAAAGAGGAAGAUCCUGAUGCAGCAAAGAAAGAGGAAGAGCGACAGGAGGCACUGAGGCAGCAGGAGGAGGAGAGGAAGGCCAAGUAUGCCAAAAUGGAGGCUGAGAGGGAAGUGAUGAGGCAAGGCAUCAGAGAUAAGUAUGGAAUAAAAAAGCGCGAGGAGGCCGAGGCUGAGGCGGCCGCCGCCGCAGAGGAAACUGCAGCCGGAAGCUUAACUCGACCCAAGAAAGCAGUGCCAGCCGGCUGUGGAGAUGAAGAGGAGGAAGAGGAGAGCAUCAUGGACACAGUGAUGAAAUACCUGCCAGGCCCACUACAAGACAUGCUGAAGAAAUAGGUUAGAAAGCCAAUGCUAACAUUCUAGCUCAGUUCAAGGGUCAUAUUUACAAAGUUGGAUUCCCCUGGGUUUUUUUUUCACAAAAUGAUUUUUUUGGAAAAUUUGGAGUCAUUUAAAAUUGACAAUAAUGUAGGAGAAAAAAAAUAAUUUGAGCCAACAUCGUGAAGUAUAUCAUUUAAAGCAUGCUAGGCUGAAAGCAGUGUUAGCUUGAUUGAUGCUAGUGUUAGCCGUUUAUACUUUAAAGCUAACAACAAGCAGAGGGCUAAAGUCAAGUGAAAAACAGUUUUGUGCUUCUUGUCUUGGAAGUUUGACAUGAUUUUUCUGUCCACUACAAAUGGUGCACGGCUGUCUUGCAGCACCAAAAUAAGAAUUCCACAUUCUAAUAAUUUGUAGAUAAAUAAGUAAAUUAGCAAGCCUCCCAGGGGGAAGCGAUCUAAAAUAUUACAAAUAAAGAAUAUUCUUUGUCUCUGUUGCUUAAACAAUAAAAAGUGGUAACUUGAUAAGCCAUAUUUAAAAAAAGUACAUUUAAACUGCUGUUAUUUGUUCCACCAUGUCUGAAAUGUACACGUCUUUGCACACACUGUUCCACAUUCUGGAGAUGCUGGUCUCUCAGUCACACUUGUUCUACAUUCAUGUGAUAAAUGUCCAAAUAGAAAAGUGUUUAAAAAGGUUUGUAUUUCCCUUCUCUGUACCACUUUUUUAUGUCUUGCAUGCCAUUAGUCCAGACAGUUUGUUGUGUGAAGAUGUAUUCCAGUUUAUGUACUUUAUCGAGCAAAAAAAUUGAAGGCAAUAACUCCUAAGUUUGUGUUUCCACUGUCCUGUUGGUAGAGUCUAACUGUUGAUAACAUAACUACUAGACAAUAUAUGUGUAUGUAUUCAGGAACAAAGAUGGUCAUUUUGCAGGGUUUUCAUUGUUUCGAUGGAAAAUAACUGCACAGCAGCUAAAAUGUUAAGCUUUUAGCCAUAAAACCUGACCGUGCAGUAUGUAUAAUAUUGGUGUGUGGAACUAUGAGAACGGGCCGAACUCCAGAAAAAGUAGGGUUGGAAUUCACUUCAUAGAAAGAUACUAGUAGUAGUAGAAACUACUUUUCCUUUAACAUGCUUACAAACUGUAAAGUUAUAAGUUCAGGUUGUCUACUGGUUUGUUUCAAGCAAUAGUAAAAAAAAUAUCACAUUUUUGGCCUAAAUGAAGGUGAUGCAGAACAGCAACAACAAUAAAGGAUGAAUACAUCUGUCUGUCCUUGAGAGUCAACUAAAAUUAAACUUUGUUCACUAAUCGAA